UUGCCUGAAGUCUCCAGGGGUGGAAGGGCCCCUUAUUUGACUUUUUUUAAAUAGCAAAUUCAGUGAAAUAAAAAACCUAUAGAGCUCAUGUAAUAUUAAUGAUGCUGGAGUACCAGCAAUAAAAUCACUCACUUUAACCCUAUGCACCCCUGUAUUUGCAUCCUAAACACAGAGUGCAGUAAUAUUUGUACAAAGUAUGCAUUGAGGUAUCGUAUGAAAGCUAAUACUCUUGUAAUUAAUAUAAUUGUAAACUGCAUGUCUAAACGUUAUAUGUGAAGUUAUGAAUUCUUUGCUGUUACUAGAACACAUUUAAAACCAGACAGCCUCGCCUAGAUAAAGAUAAUAAACAGGUCUGUCAUAAACAAAGGAGUGUUCCCAUAAUAGCAGUAAACAAAGCUGUCGAACUGAACCAUUGGGAGUUACCCUGAUCCUGAACUUGAAAGAUUGAGAAUUAUCAAGCUUAUGUUGAGUAUGAGUCUUGUUAUGAUUAGCGAGAAUGUAAAACUGGCCCGUGAAUAUGCAUUGCUGGGAAACUAUGAUUCUGCAAUGGUCUACUACCAAGGAGUACUUGACCAAAUGAAUAAAUACCUCUACUCUGUCAAAGAUACAUAUCUGCAACAGAAAUGGCAACAGGUUUGGCAGGAGAUAAGCGUGGAAGCUAAGCAUGUGAAGGAUAUAAUGAAAACACUGGAAAGCUUUAAAUUAGAUUGCACUCCCUUGAAAGCAGCACAGCAAGAAUUACCAGCUCGUGAUGAAGUGUGGUCCUUGCCUGUGCCAGCUGAACGUAGACCUUCUCCAGGAGCCAGAAAACGUCAGUCUGUUCAGUGCAAUGAUUGCAGAGGUCACAAUAACCGUGUAAGUGCAGCCGUCAGAGGCCCUCACCGGCCCGCCUCUCGAAAUCCUAAUGAUAAAGGGAAAGCAGUCCGUGGCCGAGAAAGGAAGGAUCAGCAGAAUAAAGGAAGAGAGGAAAAGAACAAGUCGUCAUCUGAUGUUUCAGAAUCUGAGCCAAAAAAGUUUGAUGGUACUGGGUAUGAUAAAGACUUAGUAGAGGCUUUGGAAAAAGAUAUAAUUUCUCAAAAUCCCAAUGUUCGAUGGGAUGAUAUAGCUGAUUUAGUUGACGCCAAAAAAUUGCUCAAAGAAGCUGUAGUCUUACCAAUGUGGAUGCCAGAAUUCUUUAAGGGAAUUAGAAGACCGUGGAAGGGUGUGCUGAUGGUUGGUCCACCUGGUACUGGAAAGACUCUCCUUGCAAAAGCUGUAGCUACUGAAUGCAAAACAACAUUUUUCAACAUCUCUUCAUCAACACUUACUUCAAAAUACAGAGGAGAAUCUGAGAAACUUGUCCGCCUGCUGUUUGAAAUGGCUCGAUUUUAUGCACCAACAACUAUAUUUAUUGAUGAGAUAGACUCUAUCUGUAGUCGCAGAGGAACCUCGGAGGAGCAUGAAGCCAGCCGACGGGUAAAAGCAGAACUACUGGUUCAGAUGGAUGGUGUUGGAGGGGCUGCUGAAAAUGAUGAUCCUUCCAAAAUGGUUAUGGUACUUGCUGCUACUAAUUUUCCUUGGGAUAUUGAUGAGGCCCUAAGACGACGACUAGAAAAGAGAAUUUACAUUCCUUUACCAUCAGCAAAAGGCAGAGAAGAACUCUUACGGAUAAACCUGCGAGAGUUGGAACUGGCUGACGAUGUUGACCUUGCAAAUAUAGCUGAAAAAAUGGAAGGUUAUUCUGGUGCAGACAUUACCAAUGUAUGCAGGGAUGCAUCACUGAUGGCUAUGAGAAGGCGUAUUGAAGGCUUGACACCAGAAGAAAUCCGAAAUCUUUCCAGGGAUGAAAUGCAUAUGCCUACAACUAUGGAGGAUUUUGAAAUGGCUUUAAAAAAGGUUUCUAAAUCGGUAUCUGCUGCGGACAUUGAAAAAUAUGAAAAAUGGAUUGUUGAAUUUGGAUCAUGCUAAGUCUUCCUAACCAAACUUCCCCUGGGAAACCUGUCUUAAAACAGCUUCAGAAGUAAUGAAAGGUAGUGUUCAUGUGCACUAAGUGCUAUUUUUUUAACUUUCUUGAACUUAAGAGCAACAUGAUUCUGAAUAAAGUAAUUUUUUAAAUUGCA
Messenger RNA from Dermochelys coriacea (leatherback sea turtle), 2099 nucleotides. It is a transcript of the gene KATNA1, whose product is annotated as katanin catalytic subunit A1. Gene Ontology annotation, molecular function: ATP hydrolysis activity; microtubule severing ATPase activity; ATP binding. The coding region runs from base 463 to 1947 and encodes 494 amino acids. NCBI's taxonomy places the organism in Eukaryota, Metazoa, Chordata, Testudines, Dermochelyidae. Gene Ontology annotation, cellular component: microtubule cytoskeleton. Gene Ontology annotation, biological process: microtubule severing. The transcript has 11 exons. The record is from RefSeq and is a predicted model, not a curated record.